Molecule: messenger RNA, 1728 nt
Organism: Paramormyrops kingsleyae
Lineage: Eukaryota; Metazoa; Chordata; Actinopteri; Osteoglossiformes; Mormyridae
Source: RefSeq, a predicted model, not a curated record
UCUGACUUUUUUCUCAGAAUUCUGACUUUUUUUUUCCUUCUUCCAUGCAGAUUGAUAGUGAAGUCAUUGGGCUGGUGGAUGAUGCAACUCUGGUGAAUUAUAUCCUUUCCUAUAUGGAGACUGAAUUGCUCUUUUCAAUUUCUGCAAAAGUCUUAAUUUGAAAUGAUCACAUAAGUUUUAUCAGUUUUUCUGCUUACAACAAUGCCUGCAAUGCCAUAUGCGGAUGACUUAAUCAGACUGUACUUCAGACUUUCUUUUACUAACAAAGAAAUACUCACACUUUUAGCACACAACAAUCAGAUAGUCAUAAGUGUCCGAACUCUAAAGAGAAUUUGUAAAAGACUAGGUCUAUUCAGAAGGAGAAACCAGUCAGACCUGGACGAAGUGCUGGCUUUUGUCCAACAUGAGAUUAUGACUAAUGGACAGAUGCAGGGUUACCGCUGGCUACAUCUUCGCGCAGUUCAACAAGGAUUUGUUGUGUCACAAGAUACAAUAAGACGCAUCAUCAAAUUGGUUGAUCCACAAGGUGUGGAAUUAAGACGAUCACGGCGUUUGAGAAGACGCCAGUACAGCUGUAGAGGACCAAAUGCACUUUGGCACAUGGACGGCUAUGAUAAAUUAAAACCCUAUGGCAUUGCCAUUAAUGGCUGUAUAGACGGUUUCAGCCGUUAUGUGUUAUGGAUGGAGGCCUAUACCACGAACAAUGAUCCUAAAGUAGUUGCAAGCUACUUCAUCAAAACAGUUUCAUCCAUAGGUGGAUGUCCAGAGAGGAUUCGUGCAGACAGGGGUACAGAAAACGGCUGUGUAGAAGAAAUGCAGAUGUUUUUGCGCAGAAACGACCCAGACAGUUUUGCAGGGGAGAGAAGUUUUCUUUAUGGAAGAAGCACAGCAAACCAGCGCAUUGAGGGAUGGUGGGGUACCCUCCGCAAACAAAGUGCACAGUUCUGGAUAAACUUAUUUCUAACCUUUCAGGAUGAUGGUCACUUCACAGGAGACUUUUUGGACAAAAAUCUUAUUCGGUUUUGUUUCCUCAAUCUUGUUCAGGAUGAACUUGAUGAAGUUGUCAACACAUGGAAUUCACACAAAAUCAGGCCAAGAUCAAACGGUGACAUGGCAUCGGGCCGGCCUGUUAUGAUGUACUCCUUCCCAGAACUGCACAAUGCUGAUGAUAGACUUAAACCUGUUUCCAUGGAGGAGGUCAAUUUGUGUAUGGAAGAAUGUACUCCCAAAGGCCAGUUUCCAUGCGAUGAGACUGUUUUUGAACUGUGUUGUCUACUGAUGGAGGAAUAUGGUUGGGAUGCUCCAGCAGAUCCACUUGCUGCAGCUGAUCUGUACAUCAUGUUAAGAGAGCAAAUACUGCAAAAUAUUUGAUAAAUGGUACAAAUCCAGUUUUUACUAAAUAAAAAAGAAAAUAUGUAGUUUAGCCCUUUAAUAGUUAUCUUAUAAGUAGACUGUGUUGCUUUUUCAGUGCAUAUCUAUGUCUCAACAUGAAGAUGACUGCAGUGCAGGCCUGGCAGAAUAUAAUGAGAGAACAUAACCAGUAUAGAAGCCAACAUAGGAAAUACAUCCCCCGAAUAUAUAGAAUUUUUUUUAUGAGUUAGUUUAAUUACAUAAGUACUGAAUCAUUUUUGCAUGGACUAUCCAAAUUAAAUGGGAAGUGAAAUCUCUGUAGGUAGUUAUUACACAUUAUGCAGUCUGAAACAUUCUAAAUACCAUGGCAGGGUGAGA